AUGCUCUCUCCACGCGCGAUAAAAACGUCUUCCCAGCUCUCCAGACCAUGGCGCUUCGCCCAGUCGCAAACUUACAGCCCCUCCAACCCCUCCGGCCUAAUCUCCUUCGCCAGCGCCUCCAACGUAUUGAUGCACCCCUCCAUCGCCUCCCUCGCCUCCCGCGUGCCUCUGCCAGAAGAAGUCUUUGGCUACAGCUUCAGCACGGCCGGCGGGUCCCGCCUCCGCGCCGCGCUGGCCGCCCACCUCAACGCCACUUUCAACCCUCACGCGCCGCUGACGUCCGCGAACGUGCAGCUCGCGAGCGGCGCGACGGCCGUACAGCAUAUUCUCGCAUUCGCGCUGGCAUCGCCCGGCGAGGGCAUCUUGGUCUCGCGGCCGGUAUACGGGCGUUUCGAGCUGGAUUUCGGCAACGAGAUGGGGGUCGAAGUGGUGUACGCCGACACGACGCCCGAGAACUGCUUCGACGCAGAUGUCGUGGAUGCCUAUGAGGACGCCCUGCGCAAGGCGGAGGAGAACGGGGCGAAGGUCAGGGCGGUGAUGAUUGUGAAUCCGAACAACCCACUCGGACGGUGCUACCCGCGCGAGACGCUAGUGAGGAUCAUGCAGUUCUGCGGCAAACAUGGUCUGCAUCUCAUCAGCGACGAGGUUUACGGGCUAUCUGUGUUUUCCGAGUCUCUUCCGGGAUUCACGUCCGUCUUGUCUAUUGACCCGGAGGGAAUCAUCGACGCGGACCUGGUGCACGCGGAGUACGGUCUCGCCAAGGAUUUUGCGGCCUCUGGGUUGCGUCUUGGGGCUCUUAUAUCACGGAAUAAGGACCUUCAUGAUGCGUUUUCGAGCGUCGUGCGCUUUCAUAGUCCGGCGGGCCCGUCUGUCGCUAUUGCUACGGCGAUAUUUGAGGAUCGGGCGUGGCAUGAUGAGUUUAUUGCGCUCUCGAGGAAGACGAUUGCUGCGGCAUAUGAGUUGGUCACGGGGAAAUUGCGAGAGCUCGGGGUCAAGUAUCAUGAGGCGAAUGCGGGUUUGUUCGUCUAUGUGGACUUGUCUCCGUGGCUGCCGACCGAGUCAGCUGGGUACGGGUCAGACCAGGAACGGGAGUUCGCGUUGGCGGAGAAGAUAUUGGAGAAGGGUCUGUUCCUGCAUCCUGGCGAGGAACAUUGUCUUGCGCCUGGGAGGUUCCGCAUGGUUUAUACGCAGCCUCCGGAGGUGGUGAGCGAAGGGUUGAAAAGACUUGGCGAUGCGCUCAAUGACUUGCCAUGGUCAAAAUGA
Colletotrichum truncatum is the source of this 1263-nucleotide messenger RNA. RefSeq names its product 1-aminocyclopropane-1-carboxylate synthase. The record is from RefSeq and is a predicted model, not a curated record. Lineage: Eukaryota; Fungi; Ascomycota; Sordariomycetes; Glomerellales; Glomerellaceae. Gene Ontology annotation, biological process: amino acid metabolic process; biosynthetic process. Gene Ontology annotation, molecular function: transaminase activity; pyridoxal phosphate binding.